AUGGAGAUACUCCAUCACGAUAGAGUUGACGAGAUUUUGGUUUCAAGUAAUGAUCUGUAUCCACCUGAGUCGAUGCAGCAACUUAUUAAUGGAUUAGAAAUAAGAGAUCUUUAUUUUUCUGAAGGAAAUUCUGAUGUCGACGCAAUGAUAUAUUUGAAUGCGAUAAAGCCUACACGUAGCUUUUUUUUGGAUGGAAGCCCGCUUUUCGUCUGGAAUCACACCAAGAUGAGCCAAUUUUUCAUUCAAAGUCUCGAUCAUAUUAUAAUAGAAGAAGCUUCGUUAUUGAAUCUUGAUGACUUGCUUCUUAUGAAUAUCUCUGAAAUUCAAAUCGUUACAACUCGGAUGACCGGGAAAGAUUUCAAUCGGUUUUUGAAGCAUUGGAUCGCUGGAUCGAAUCCGAGACUGAAGUAUCUUUCGGUUGGAGGUCAAUCGAAAACGGAUGAUGGAGAGGAGUUUGCAAUGGAGUUGUUGCAUGGAAUAAACUACCGAAAGAUGGCUGAUGGGGAGAAGAUGACAUGCGUGAUAUGCAUGGGUACAUCCGAAGAACGUACGGAAACAAUUUCAGGUGGUUCUUAUAUCAGAAGAAAGGAUGGGACCAAGGCUAUUGUUUACUCUGAAGAUACUUGGUUUCAAUUUAUUCUCCAAGAGUUUAUGAGUAUUUAA
Messenger RNA from Caenorhabditis remanei, 663 nucleotides. RefSeq lists its product as uncharacterized. The record is from RefSeq and is a predicted model, not a curated record. Lineage: Eukaryota; Metazoa; Nematoda; Chromadorea; Rhabditida; Rhabditidae. The transcript has a single exon. The coding region runs from base 1 to 663 and encodes 220 amino acids.